GCGAGAACGUUUGUUAGUUUUGGUUUUCAUGAGCGUGUAUAAAGACGUCGUGAAACCCGCCACCGGUUGUAGGACGAAAUUAAAUAUUUUCGUUGACGCUCAGUAGUUUAAGUAUAUGAAGAAAACUAUUUAAUAUCCAUCACAAAUCGUUAUCGAUAUGAAAUGUUCUGACCCCCAACUUCUCUUUGAACAGUUAGAAGAGUUGAAUACUCUUCUAUCGACAUUAGACGAAACGUUUUAUAGUGACGAAAGGCUACACAGUAUGACCAACCAACACCACACGUCCUUUCAGGAUCCUGCUAACAAUCACCAUUUCGGUCUCGAUGACACAGAAGCUACUAUCCUCAACCAUUUUGGUGACUUUGUCUUCGAUGAAGCUGUAUCAUCGAAUUUGAGCAACAUCCCGUCAUCAAGGUGCCAGUUAACGUUGUUAAGUGACAUAGAUUUUGCGGACGUAACGCCGGACAUGUCUUUUAAAACCAAAAAGGUACGAGACUGGAACUCCUCAGACGUGGUGGAGUGGAUUUACUGGUGGGCUAGUGACCUCAAGCUGGAAGCUAUAGACCUGAACAUUCCACAGUUUACUGACAUCUGCGGAAGAGAUUUGAUGAAAAUGGAAUGUCAUGAUUUUGUUCGGCUAGAGCCUGAAUUUGGGCGGAAAAUGUACCUAUCUUUACAAUGUUUGAUUCGACACCACCAGAAUGAUGAGUGUAAAAAUACCGUAGCAGGACAAGGACAGAUCCAGCUAUCCUCCUGGCCAGAACAAGGGCCAGAAAGUUGGAAAGAUUUUUUCAGUCAAGUAGUUCCUGGCCAAAAUCCUUGCUCGGGCACAACUACUGUAGUAACCAAAAAGGUUGGAACUGGUAGAAGAGGUAGACCACCCAAGAAGGACGGUAAAUCAAGAAAUAGGCAAGGUAAAGGUUAUGGUAAACUUUGGGAGUUUAUCCGAAACUUGUUACUCAGUCCUCUCUACAAUCCAAGCCAUAUCCGGUGGGAGCGACGGGAAGAAGGGAUUUUCAAGUUCGUCCAGUCUGAUAAAGUUGCUAAACUUUGGGGAGAGCGGAAAAGAAACUCAAACAUGACAUAUGAGAAAAUGAGCAGAGCAAUGAGGACCUACUACAACGUCGGCAUUUUGGCGCCGGUUCCAAAGAAUGAGGGUCUUCCUAAGAAACUUGUUUACAAGUUUGGUCCUCGAGCCACUGGAUGGCGCUAGAGUCCUUUGCGGUGGUUGUGCUUUUGUUUUCUCUCUUAACAAUAACCUGUCCGUCUAACGAAAAAACACUCAUGUAUACAACUAAGAACGUGACAUCCAGGUCACUAUUCGCAACUGAAGCAUCUUCACUGUUAAUGUGAUGCUCUUCCAAACUGUUCGAAAUGAGUUAUGGAAUGUUGAAUAAUUGUUUAAGUCUGACACAAUAAGUUUCGAUGGUACUUUAGAGUACAUUCAAAGACUUGAUAUUUUAUGUUUAGUGUAUUAAUUAAGAUCAUGCGAAUAUUUGAUAAUACAUUUGUGAGGCUAUUUUAAUAUAUCAUCUGUUCUACAUCUUUGUACGCUUCUCCAAAAAUAGUAACGACAAACUUUUCUCGAUGUGAUGAGAAAAACAGAAAACUUCUUUCAACACUCUUUAUCAUAAAUUACUUUACUGCACAAUGCUUUGGCAAUAGGUCUACUUCAGGUACUAAUUAAUGGUACCAGUCUCAGAUACCGUUAAACUUUGCCUAUGGCCGAAACGUUGAACACUAAAUGUGUUUAUGAUAAGAGUGUUGAAAGAAGAUUCCGGUUUUUUCCAUCUUCGUUUAAUAGAGAUAAACCUUUCGAAAACUUCUGCCUCCUCCAGUGCACCAAUAUGUUUCAGUUUAGUGAAAUAAAGUUCUCACUGAGUUACCGAUAAAUAUCCACUCUGAAGAUACAGCUAUUGAUUUCAUUGGUUUUACAGGGUCUGUUACUGAGGAGACAUCGUUUAGUUCUAUAGCAUAUUCAAGAAAAUAUAAUUUAUGUGAAUGUUAGAAGUUGGAACUGUGGUAGCGCAUUCAGUAUUAUGUUUGGUCCGUUUCUCUAGAAUGAUUUUAACAAACUUUUGUAAUAUCUGCCGCGUUAAAAUUUAUUAUAACUACGAUGACAGUUAACUUUACUGUCAAUAUAGUAAAUGUUUACAAAUUAGAUAUUCCUCCUCUCUGUAUUUCUUCUUUUUUUUUCAAUAUUGUACUGAUUUUGUGGUUGAAUGUUUUAAAUUGAUGAAAUCACACUGGGUGUUUUUCCAGAAUGGCACUUUCCUCUGUUUGUUUUUGGUUAUCUGGCAAAUGGGUCUUGAGAUGAUUACACUUACAAUACGUAGUAAAAAUGUUUGAGGAUCAUAGUGCUUGUGUUUGUUAAUGUUCUUUAGGAGACUCUAUAUAACCGUAGCAAUAAAAUCAAGGCUUUGUAAGUUUCUCAGGUCACAAGCAACCAUGGCAACAAAGCCAAAGUCCUAGUAAGUUUUCCGAGUCACAAUUAACCAUAAUAGCAAAGGUCACUAGUGACCGUGGUAAAAUAAGUCAAACCCUAGCAAGAUGUUGAAGUCACAAGUAACCGUCAAAACAAACUGAAACUCUAACAACUUGCUGAAGUCACAAAUAACCACAGUAACAAAGUCAAACCCUAGCAUGUCGCGGAGGUCACAUGCACAUAGAAAGUUGAGUAAUAGUUUUUGUACAAUACCAGUUAAUGUUUUGCUUUCAAAUAUUUAUUACAAAUAAUUUUUUUAUUAAAUACCAUUUUUUUCAGUUUUGAUUUAACUACGAUUUGCACCAAACAACUUUCAUUGAUGUCCUUACAGAGACCGAGUUUGUUGUUAAUUUGUGCUAAUUAUUUACGAAACAGAUAUAACUACAAAAGACAAAUUCUUCUUCCUGUGCAGAAGAGCCAUCUGGUGUAUAAGUUUGGACCGAACGCCGUCGGCUGGAGACAACUAUAAUCAUGUUAAUUCUCUAACAACAUACGAAAAUAGAAAACAAUUAAGGUGUUAUUAGUUUUAAGAAAGGUUUGUUAGAAUUAUUUUGGAACACUAAGAAAACACUCAGUCAGAGAUACCUAAACAAUACAUUCUAAUGUUCGUUGGUUGAUUAGAAAAUUUACUGUCUGCAUCAGUUGGAGUAAAAAGAAAAGCUCGUGACUUACUCUGGAAAGUUAAAAUAUUCAGAAGAUGUAAGUUAUUACGAAAAUUCUUUGUACAUUGAUAUCAUUAUUAAUAUUUAAAGAAUGUUUGUACUGCAGAGUCUUUAUUUAGGUAUGUGUUUACAGUAAAUCAUAAUGAAAUCUAUUAAACAGUUGUGAAUUGGAAAAGUUUAUUCAACAUUAUUUAGCUGUUUCUUAAACGAUUUUGUGCUAGUUUUAUAUGGAAAACUUUACAUAUGUAAAAACAGGCCUUCAUUUAAAAUGAUAUUCAAACUGCACGUGGCUAAAAGGCCAAGACAAGGGAAGCCUCUGUGUUGAGGCAUGAUCAUUCCUAAUUUAGAACUACUGACACUAGAAAGUGAGCAGCAACCACUACUUAUGCAGUUAUUCUAAACUGAAUUGCCAGAUUGAUUGUCUCCGUACAAGUUCUCCACAAUUUAAAGUGCAGAGCGCCAUUGAGCGACUCUGCUCUUGGAACUUUUGCUCCGCAGCCCGACACAUUAAGAUCCAUCCCAUAAUCAACCACCUGAAAUCGGUUUGAGAGUUUCACAAUAACAAAACAUCUAAUAGUUCUGUAAGAUUCAAAUCUUACUUUAUGGCGAUAUAUUUUUUACAACAAAUAAACAUAUUUUCAUUUUGAAA
Messenger RNA from Limulus polyphemus (Atlantic horseshoe crab), 3796 nucleotides. Its product is annotated as ETS homologous factor-like. Gene Ontology annotation, molecular function: sequence-specific DNA binding; DNA-binding transcription factor activity, RNA polymerase II-specific. NCBI's taxonomy places the organism in Eukaryota, Metazoa, Arthropoda, Merostomata, Xiphosura, Limulidae. The coding region runs from base 158 to 1213 and encodes 351 amino acids. Gene Ontology annotation, biological process: cell differentiation; regulation of transcription by RNA polymerase II. The record is from RefSeq and is a predicted model, not a curated record. The transcript is spliced from 8 exons. Gene Ontology annotation, cellular component: nucleus.